AUGGAUUCUAUUUUAGGAAAAGACCUUACUAAUAAUACUAUUGGACGUUAAUUUAAAUUAAUAAAGAAAAUAGGAUCGGGAGCUUUUGGAGAAAUAUAUUUGGUAUAAUCAUAAUCUAAAUCUGAAUUUGCAAUGAAACUGGAAAGAAGUGAUAACAAACAUCCUUAAAUCUUAUUUGAAGCUAAAUUAUACAAUUAUCUUUAAGGUUAAGAUUAAUAUGAUAAAGGUAAUUUUUUUAUGUAAUUCAAAGGAAGGCAUUCCAAAAAUUCAUGAUUAAGGAACUGACGGUGAUUAUAAUUACAUCGUCAUGGAUCUUUUAGGAUAAUCUCUAGAAGAGUUGUUCAAUAAGAAUCAUAGGAAAUUAUCACUUAAAUCAGUUCUUAUGCUUGCAGAUUAGUUAAUUUAAAGAAUUGAAUACAUUCACUCAAAAUAAUUUAUACAUCGAGAUAUUAAACCUGAUAAUUUCUUAGUAGGAGUAGGAAGUAAAAGUUCAAGACUUUAUGUUGUUGAUUUUGGUUUAGCAAAGAGAUAUAUAACUAAAGAAGGACAUAUAACUUAUAAAGAAGGAAAAAGUUUAACUGGAACUGCUAGAUAUGCAUCUAUUAAUACUCAUGUAGGUUUAGAAUAAUCAAGAAGAGAUGAUUUAGAAUCUCUUGGUUAUGUGUUAAUGUAUUUAUUAAGAGGACAAUUACCAUGGUAAAAUAUGAAAGCUGCUAAUCAAAAAGAUAAAUAUAAAAAAAUUAUGGAAAAAAAAUAAGAAACUACUCCUGAAUAACUUUGUAAGGGAUAUCCAAAUGAAUUGACUCAAUAUUUAUAGUAUUGUAGAGCUUUAAAAUUUGAAGACAAACCUGAUUAUAAUUAUUUAAGAAAUCUUUUUAAAGUAAUUUUUAUUCUUUAUUUGUUAUUAUUUUAGGAAGCAUUUAGAAAACAAGGCUUUGAAUGGGAUUAUAAAUUUGAAUGGAUUUAAGAAGAAAUUACAAAAGAAGAAAAAUUCUUAGGAACUGCAGCUGAUCCUAAAAAAACAGCAGAGAUACCUACUAACAUAAAAUAAAUUAAUUUACAAACAAUACGAACUCCUUUACUUAUGCAAUAUUAAUCAAGGUUAUCAUAAUAAGCAUCUUAAGAAAAAAAACGUAAUUCUUCUUAUUCUAAAAAUAAUAAUUUAAAUAGAUAAAUGACUGGACUACUUGCACCUAAAAUUAAUAACAAUAAAGAUCGAACUAGAAAAUAUUGA
This is a messenger RNA of Paramecium sonneborni, 1234 nucleotides long. The record is from the annotation of a GenBank genome assembly. NCBI's taxonomy places the organism in Eukaryota, Ciliophora, Oligohymenophorea, Peniculida, Parameciidae.